Molecule: messenger RNA, 683 nt
Organism: Sitophilus oryzae (rice weevil)
Lineage: Eukaryota; Metazoa; Arthropoda; Insecta; Coleoptera; Curculionidae
Product: NADH dehydrogenase [ubiquinone] 1 beta subcomplex subunit 7-like
Exons: 3
Coding region: 79-450 (123 amino acids)
Cellular component (GO): mitochondrion
Source: RefSeq, a predicted model, not a curated record
ACAUAACCUAACUGUCAAAUCAGGGAGAGAUCUGUAGAUUUUAAUUACCAAGAUUUGAGCCCUAAUUAUUAAAUAACAAUGGGAAUUAUAAUGAGUAGUGGUGUAAAACGAUACUUUUAUCCCGAGGUAACACCAGAUCCAGCCGAACAACCAUCGUUUGACCCGUUACUUGGUUUCCCCAAUGGACGACCCGAAAGAGUAUCGAAAGUUACCGAUGCGGAAUUAAAAUCGGCGUUAAUCCCCCUUGAACACAGAGAUUUUUGUGCUGAUCUCGCUAUCGAUUACAAAAGAUGCAGGAGAGACACUUUCCCUUUUGUCGUUAAAUGUUCGCACGAAAAACACGCCUAUUUGAACUGUAAAUAUGAAGAUUUUGUUAUUAGAGCUAAGGAAUACGAGAGAGAACGCAGAUUGAAAGUCAAAGCUGAAGAAGCUAAGAGACGCAGUGGAUAAGGAAAACAAUAUAUUUUUGUUAGUCAGGUUUGGAUUAUUAGUCAUUUAUUGUAUAUACACAAGAUAUUAAAUAAAAAAAUUAAGUUAAAAUUCACUUUCAAAACCUAUAUUGUUAAAGUAUCCAACUUUUACAUACGUAUUUUUAAAAAUAAAUUAAUUUGGCUUAACACUUGUUAUAAAAAUUCAUUUUUUAAAGUAUACUAUUGAAGUAAAGCUUGCAGUUGUUUCACGCA